AUGCCCCACUAUAUUAUCCCAUCCUUGAGAAGUGAACAUUUCACUGGUCGUGAAUCUGUUCUGGAAGAACUCCAACAGAAGCUAUGUUCCCAGCCGCAAACGCAGAAAAUAGCCCUAUUCGGGCUUGGUGGAAUUGGCAAAACCCAGGUCGCGCUGGAGCUUGCCCGCUGGGUGAAAUCACAGGUACCGGACUGCUCUAUCUUCUGGGCUCCCGCCCUGAGUCUCGAGAGUUUUGAGCAAGCCUGUUGGCAAAUCGCGAAAGCAUUUCAAAUCCAUCAGAAUUCAGACAAUGAAAGUGUGAUGGAAUCGGUACAGCGACUACUCGGCUCUGAUAAAGCUGGAAAGUGGCUUUUCAUUGUCGAUAACGUGGAUGACCUGGAUUUGCUGUUCGACGAGCUUUAUCAGUAUUUCCCUUCUAGCGAGAAAGGCAUUACGUUGCUCACCACUCGUUCUCGCGAGGUGGCGGUAUCUUUUGCAAAAAAGGAUAUUGUUGAGCUUCGAAAAAUGACAAUCGAGGAAGGCAUCGCUUUUCUUAGCAAGAUUGUUCAAGCAGAGUCACUACGUGACCAGGAAUCUACCACAAAACUACUUGAAGAGCUAGACUUGCUACCUCUAGCUAUCGCACAGGCGGCGUACUAUAUAUCACGAAAUAAUGCAACAACCACCCGGUACCUCGAGCUGAUGCACAAAACAGAGAUGGAUCGGAUGCGUCUGGUAAGCAGGGACUUCCGUGAUAGUACCCGCUACCGCAAAAUGCCAAAUGCAGUGACUGCCACAUGGCUAGUCUCAUUCAAUCAGAUCAAGAACUCUGAUCCCUCGGCGGCGAGUUUGUUGGAAUUCAUGUCAUUUCUUGAACCCAAGGCAAUCCCACAAUCUAUCCUCCCUAUCCUGACUUCGGAAGAAGAGAUGGAGUUUGCAGUUGGCACACUAUGUAGCUAUGGAUUUCUGGCUAGGAGAGAUCAACCGGGCAUCUUCGAUAUGCACAGCCUGGUACAGCUAUCAACACGGAUAUGGAUAGCCGAGGCAAAGAAAACACCACAGACCAUUGCGACUAUAACACAACGAAUGAAUCGGUGUUUUCCAUCCGAUGAACAUACUGAACGGAAGAUUUGGAGGCGGUACAUGCCACACGCUCUUCAAGUUCUCAGAAGAGAGGAAAACAAAGAUAUGAGUGAGAGAUAUAGCUUACUCACCAAGGUCGGAAAUUGUAUCCUAGCUGACGGCCGAGCGAAAGAAGCUAUCAAUUCUUUUCACGAGGUAUACAUACGGAAUCAAAGCCUCUUUGAUGAAGAACAUCCCUCUCGACUGGCGUCUCAGCGCAACCUCGCGCGGGCAUAUGAAUUCAACGGUCAGUUCAAACAGGCCGUGGAGCUGUUUGAGCACAUAACUACAGUACAUAAGAGAACUCUUGAUGAAGAACAUCCCUCUCGGUUAGCAUCUCAGCACGAACUCGCACGGGUAUAUAGAUCCAACGGGCAGAUAAAACAGGCCGUGGCGCUAGUUAAGCACGAAGCUGCAGUGCUUAGAAGGACUCUUGAUGAAGAACAUCCCUCGAUACUAGCAUCCCAGCACGAACUUGCGCGCAUAUAUAGAUCCAAUAGACAGAACCAAGAGGCUGUCAAGCUGCUGGAGCAUGUGGUCGCAGUGGAAGAAAGAACGCUUGAUGAAGAAGAUCCCUCUCGACUAGUAUCUCAGCAUGAACUCGCCGUGGCAUAUAGAUCCACCAGGCAACUAAAACAGGCAAUAGAGCUCCUUGAGCAUGUGGUUAUGGUGUACAGCAGGAUUUUUGACGAAGAGCACCCAUUUCGACUGGUGUCUCAGUACGAGCUUGCACGGACGUAUAGAUUGAAUGGGCAAGCUGAACAGGCCAUCCAGCUAUUUGAGCAUGUGGUUGAAGUGCGCCAGGGAGCGCUUGAUGAGGAACAUCCAGAUCGACUGGCAUCUCAGCGUAUGCUCCAAAACUUGAAGCUGUUUACCCAGUUCGAGAGUAUAUAG
Messenger RNA from Penicillium chermesinum, 1995 nucleotides. RefSeq lists its product as uncharacterized. Gene Ontology annotation, molecular function: protein binding; ADP binding. The transcript has a single exon. The coding region runs from base 1 to 1995 and encodes 664 amino acids. NCBI's taxonomy places the organism in Eukaryota, Fungi, Ascomycota, Eurotiomycetes, Eurotiales, Aspergillaceae. The record is from RefSeq and is a predicted model, not a curated record.